CCUGCCAAACACAAACAUACCCUUUAUUUGUCUCGCUUUUCAGCUUCUCUCACUGUUGUUUUCUCUCUAAGUAAUUGCCAUUUCUAUCGGCGAUUCAAAAGCCUACAAUCACACAUACCCAAGGAUCCAUUCCAAGUCGGUGCAGCUUCUGGAUUUGCGUAAGUCUAUUGUUCAACUUCCCUGUGUUAUCACGAACCCUAGUCUCUCUGUGUACAACACUAUUUUGCCUUCUUUGGAUUUGGGGUUUUAGAUUUACAGUGUUCGAGGAGGCAGCUGAUUCUUAGCUUCUAAGAAUAUUAAUCCCAAGUGACUAUGUUUAAGUUCUGAAUGUUACAUUGCAAAGCCAGAUAGCAAAUAAGCUGAGUCUAUUGAUAUCUUGCUAUGUUAGUGAUAUCUUGCUAUGUUAGUAACUGCUUAGCAACAGUUAACAAUCAAAGGUUUUGGACUUAAAUUAUCUAUGCCUGGCAAUGAAGUCAGAGAUAGGGUUCACAACUUUUUUGCACAAGAUAGUUUGUCAGAAGGACAGCAUCAUUCCCCUGUAGUGGAUGGGAAUUUGCCAGCUCCAGGUAACAUUUUGGGGGUUGGAAGCCAGAGACAGAUAGGUGGACUGAGUUCCAACACUUACAAUUUACAGAACUCUGAUACUACGAGGGGUCGUAGCAGUUAUCCACUUAAUUUGCAACGUGGCUUGGAUUCUGCACAAUCAACUCCAUGGGCUGAGUUUUCUAGAAGUCAGCAGCCAAACGUGAAUGGCAACAUGUAUGGUAAUCAGUAUUACCAGACAAGGCAGGAUGAAUCAAGCUUUUUGGCGGUGAAUACUGGUUCUAAUCAAUGUAAUCUAGCCUCAGGGGGCUCAUCUUUUCUUGAAUUGCAGCGAGGGGCGGGUCCUGAGCAGCAGGCAAGAGGACCAGUUAGGUCAGAACCUUCUGGGAGUCCUGUUAGUUUUGAUCUUUUUGGUGGUCAGCAAAUGAACUGUCAGCAAGCAAACUUGCUGCAAUCUUUGCAACGACAGCAGCCGGGGCUUAACGAAAUGCAGCAACUGCAACUGCAACAGCAAGUCAUGUUCAUGAAGAUGCAAGAACUUCAGAGGCAGCAGCAACUUCCGCAACUAGAUGCUGGUCCACAAAGUCUAUUAAAUCAGGUUCCUCCCGUUCCUAAGGUGGCAUCUGGCCACCAUUCUCCUGCUUCAAUUAAUGGCACCACAAAUUCCGGUGGAGUAAAUUUUGCACUGGCAACUGAGCUUGGCAACACAAAUUGGUUGCAGCGUGGUUCUCCAGGCCUUCAAGGAUCCGCAAAUGGAUUCAAUCCGACCAAUUAUGGACAAGCACAACGUUUGAUGGGUUUGAUUCCUCAACACAUUGAUCAGUCUCUAUAUGGAAUUCCUGUUGCCAAUUCAAGAGGAAGUAUGGGCCAACUUCCACAGGUGGGAACAGAGAAGCCUGCAGUACAGCCAAUACCAACCUUUAGUGCCUCCUUUCCGGUUAAUGAAUGUGCUGAAUUGUCAGAUCGAGUCAGUGGGCAGGAUGGGACUUCCAUACAUAGACAGAGUUUGCAAGGUGAAAGCUUUUUUAGUCACUCUGUUAGUCAAGCUCUAUCUAAUGUAAUAAAUGCUGAGAACCUUCAGCAAGCAAAUAAUAUGCAAAAAGGUUCAGCUCUCCAGGAUUUGUGUGGCAGACUGGAUCUAACCAUUCCCGCAGAGACCUCACAGGAGAAAGCUGCGGCUCAAGCAUUUUCACCACAGAAUGAAGUUGGUUUAGAUCCUACAGAAGAAAAAAUUCUGUUUGGUUCAGAUGAUAAUAUAUGGGGUGCCUUUUCCAAGAGCCCUAAUAGGAACGAGGAAGGUGGUAAUCUGUUUGAUAGUGCAGGACUCCAAGGUGGUAGUUGGAGUGCUCUUAUGCAGUCUGCUGUUGCAGUAAGUUCAACCAGUGAUGCUGGACCGCAGGAGGAAUGGAGUGGUUUGAAUUUUCACAGUGCUGAAAUUCCUUCAGGGAAUCAGAAUCUAAUGUAUAACAGUGGGAAACAUAAAGCAUCUUCUGCUGAAGACAAGUUGCCCCUAGCACCAUCCUUGAAUUCUUUUUCUGCUCGGCCCUCUGAUAGCACCAAUAUGAAUAACAGCUGUCACAACGUCCAGGGGCACAGGUUUCCAUAUGAGCGAGGUCAGAAUCUGCAAGCAAAUUCUCAAAGACCUGUCCAGUCAUCAGAUGGAGGAAGCAAGUGGUCAGAUUUCGGUCCACUGCAGAUGUCAGUUGCUGAAGCAAGCCAGAUAUUUAGCAAUACUUCACAUCCUCUUGACACAGAAAUGAUUUCAAGAAGGGGUACUUUGACACCUGAGCUUGGUGGAGCUAGACAACUAUGGAUGAAGCCAGCUAGUUGGGGUGUUCUUGGGUCAGCAGUACCCUCUGGAGAUGCAGCUUUAAGUAUUUUGAGUGAGAACUCAUCAAAACGUUUGCAGGACAACAAUCAGAAGAAAUUCCUUGAAGACGAAGUCUUUUUUGGUGGUGUGGCAUUGAAAUCUAGUCCACGCCGUGAUUCUGCAGUGGAUAUGGAGCAUGUGGGAUCAUCUAUGGCUAGUCCGCAGGGGAAUUCAGAGGUUUUUAGCUCGUAUCACUCUGCCACAAUUCCAAGCUCAAGUACAAUGAAGGGUGGUGAAGAAACCAGCUGGUCUUUUCAAAAUAAUCAAUCUAAUUACUGGAAGAAGGCUGAUUUGAUUAAAUCUAAUGUAAGUGAAGGUUUGGGUUUUUUACAGCAUCAUGUUAUGAAAGACAACCAGGUUUUGCACUCGUCACCAACAAAAGAGUUUAGAAUGCAUGAGAUGGAGAACAGUGAUAAGAAGGAUAAUUUAAACGACAGCCAUCACUCUAACUUACAUCCUCAUUCUUCUGCUGGUGGGGUUAGGGAAAAUGCAUUAUCAGAUGCCAGUGAUUCAAGGUGUCUUCUCAUGGGGAAGCAGAAGUUGUCUGAUCAGGGUGGUCAGAAAAAUUCUUGGCCUCCGAAGUUUCAGUAUCAUCCCCUGGGAAACUUGGAUGAGGAUGCUGAUCCUCGUAGCAUGAAACAAUCUACUCAUUCUCAGUCUAUAGUGCAGCACAAUCCCCAGCAUGGCCAAUCAAAAGUUUUUGAUCAGGUUUCUCAUGGUCAGACCGAACUGGAAAAGGGGCAGUUGUCUAAUGUUUUGAUGGAUGGCAUAGGCUCCAGUGAGGUGUAUUGUCAAAGCAGGUUUCCUGGUGGUGUAUCUAAUACUCCUGGGCUCUUCAACAGAUCUCUUGACUUACAUUCACCUAAUAAAGUUGCGGAAUCUAGUCGAAACAUGCUACAGCUUAUUCAGAAGGUGGACCAGUCGAGAGAGUGUGGUUCCGUGGCACAGUUCGGUAAUUCUGAAAUCAAAACAUCAUCUGAGAUGCCUGAAGCAGAGGAUUCUGAUGAGUCUGUUGGUCAUCACCUGAGAAGUCAGUCUGCUGCUUCUCAAGGCUUUGGUCUACAACUUGGCCCUCCAUCCCGACUUGCACCAGUCCGAACCCAUUCUUUGACAUCUCAGAGCCCUAUCCAAGCAGUUAGUUAUUCACAUUCAAGUCAUGCUGCUGUUGAAACUGGUGAGAAGAAUCAAGGACCGAUGCGCCCCCCUCAUCAGGCUCAAUCCGUACUUUCACCUUCUGAUCUAGCCCAGGAAGGAUUGAAGAAUAAUAGAUUUGGUAUUCCAGGAAGUACCAACAAUGUAACUUCUCCAGCAUUUGAUUCUCAUUCUGGUUUUCCCUAUAUGGGAGGUCAGCUUAAAAUUCCAAGUGUGGCUAGGACUACUGCACAAGUCUCAACAAACCAGUCCAUGAGUGUAUCAUUUGAUAAACAUGCUUCCUGUCGUACAGAGAAAGGCGACUCGUGCAGAGGAUCGGCAAAUGGUCAAUCUGUGGAGGCCUUGCCGGAUGGGGCUGAUACACAAAAUAAGCCUAUCCUCGCCGCAGGCAGGUCUCAAUUAAGUAACACCAAUGGUACAGUGGAAAGUAUCUUUACCAAUCAAGUUUCAUCCCAAGAGCCUGUGUCAGUUUCUCAGGCAUUAGCGUCUGGCAUCGGUCAGCAGGGUAUGUCUUCAAAAACGUCCUCCAGUAUGUGGGCUACUUUUCCACCACCAAAGCAACCUUUUGGUGCUCAGUAUGGCAAGGAUCCUUCCCAUAUUUCCCAAUCACAUCAAUUGAAUAUUGUGGAGUCAUCAUUAUCUGCUCCAGAGAGGCAAAUCGAUCAAUACUCUAAUAGAGGAGGGAAUUUCGCAUCCCAGAUGAGUACAAGCUCAGUGAAUUCCUUGGUUUCUUCUGAAGGGGAAGAACAGCGAGUAAAGGAAACCCCUUCUCAGCAAAUACCACUAAAUGUUGACCUCAUCCAGAAGAUGACUGAUUCACAGGGUAGAGAACCUAUUGUCAAGCAUACCUUGGGAGGAUCUCCUGCGAAUUCUGCUUCUGUGCAGAGAGAUAUUGAAGCCUUUGGCCGAUCUUUGAAGCCUAACAACCUUUCAAAUCAGAACUAUUCCCUAUUAAACCAAAUGCAGGCCAUCAAACAUGUGGAGAUCGAUCCAAGUAAUAGGGCCUUCAAAAGAAUGAAAGGAGCAGAGAGCAGUGCAGGUGCUCCUCAAGUUCCUCCUGGGGACACUGGAAUGUUAGGAUUCUCUGGGCCAGAGGAUUUGCAAAGAAGCAUUUCAUCUCAACAAGGAAGGAAAAUGACUCCUCAGGAUGUACUUGCACUUCGUCAGGAUGAUUCUCAGAGCAGCGGUCGCAGCAAUAAUACCAAUUCUGUUAAGCUCGAACAAACUCAAAAUGGUCCUCAGUUGGAGCCUUCCUGGUUUAAUCAGUGCAGAACCUUAAAAAACGGGCAAAUGUUACAUAUGUAUGAUGCGCGUAGAGCUGCUGCAAUGAAGACAGCGGAACAACCUUUCACUAUUGGGAAGUCUUCCAGUAGUUUGCAUGCACGUAGUCCUAUGCUGCAAGUAAUACCUGCAACUUCUGAUAGAAGUCCAAUUGGGAAUCUUGGGCCAAAUUCUGUCCCCAGCUCUGCUGCAAUUGAGCACUUUUCUUCCCCGACAUUUCCAGUGAAUGUUGGUCAUCAGCACCUAAUUUUGAAACCCAUGAAGCGGAAACGUGCUACAUCUGAACAUACUCCUUGGCAUAAAGAAGUUUCAGUGGAUUCACGGAGCAGUCAUACAAUCAGCCUGGCAGAAAAAGCGUGGGCUAGAGCUGCUAAUAGGCUUACCGAAAAGGUUAAAGAAGGCAUUGAUUUUAAUGAGGAAGGGGCACCACGGGUUAAAGCCAAACGACGGGCUAUAUUGACCACUCAGCUUAUGCAGCAACUACUCCCCCCUCCACCUGCAGCAAUUCUUUCUGCAGAAGCUAAUUCGGCGUAUGAGAGUGUGGCUUACUCCAUCUCUAGAUCGGCAUUGGGGGAUGCAUGCAGCACGGUCUGUUGCUCAAGUGGUGAUCUGAAUAUGCCUCGUGAUGACAAAGAAGAACUUCCUGAAAAGUGCAAUACAUCGCAGAGGAUUAAUAAACAUUAUUUUGCCAAAGCUGUAGAAGAGUUAAUGGGAAGAGCGAGGAGAUUAGAAAGUGACUUUUUGAGACUGGACAAGAGAGCAUCAGUAUUAGACGUGAUGGUGGAAGGGCAAGACCAAGAGAAGUUUGCUGUUAUCAAUCGGUAUGCGAAGUUUCUUGGUCGGGGACAAUCUGAUGGUAUUCCUCAGAGAUACGUCACUGCGCUUCCAAUGCCAAAAAAUCUCCCCAGUGGGGUGCACUGUCUUUCUCUAUGAUCACAAAUGAGUUGAAUUUUCCCUGUGCUCUGUCAUCAAUUACCUCAAUUUCCGGUAGAAAUUUUGUCCUAGUCAUGUACUAGUGCUAGCAAGAAGAAAAUAGAACCACACAAUCAGUAUUGCUGAACAGACCCAGCUGUCACCUCAGAUGCAACGGAGGCUGUCCAAUCUUUUGCAUGUAGGUCAUUUAUGUCAUUAUCAAGAAAAUAUAAUUCAUUUCAUGUACAUCUCUUCAAAGUUAGUCAAGGGGGGAGGGGGGAGAGACUAGGGUGCCCCGUCAUUUUUUGCCAUAAGUGGGGAGAAUACGAACCCUGUGCUUCUAAGCUGUUGAUAUGUAGUUGGUCAAACCUCUCCUUGCAGAAUUGUGAAAGUUGCUAUAAUUGCUUUAGGCAGGUCCAGGGUAUUUGUAUUGGCAUCAUGAUGCCUAGGCUCAUAAUUUAUUCUGUUGAUGCCUCUCCUUAUUUUUUAUUUUUUGAUGAAGGUUAAACUUUCUCCUGAUGGAUCCCUCAACCAUUUGUAGUUUUUAGAGUUAACAGCUGGAAACAGGCCAAGCCUAGCUUGUUCAGAACAUAGUUUAGAUGAAAAAGGUGCUUUUCGAAUGGUUUGAUAUUUAAUUAUCCCUUUGUACAGAGGUUUAGCUCAUGCCUGUACUUUGCCUUGUAUGGUUUUUAAUGUGCAACUGCUGGCCAGAUGUUUAUAACUUGUUUUGGUACUUCUUAUAGUCUAAAAUGUUUAUAUGUUCUCCGGUUA
Lycium barbarum (goji berry) is the source of this 6529-nucleotide messenger RNA. RefSeq lists its product as uncharacterized. NCBI's taxonomy places the organism in Eukaryota, Viridiplantae, Streptophyta, Magnoliopsida, Solanales, Solanaceae. Bases 458 to 5779 code for a protein of 1773 amino acids. The record is from RefSeq and is a predicted model, not a curated record. The transcript has 9 exons.